UUCAUCAACUUUGGAAGCUUAAGAUUUCAAAUUUCAUAUUCAACUACCUUUAUAAUGACAAUAAAAAGGGCCACACGAGCACAGGGUAAAAUGAACCAAUCAUGUUAUUGCAAACUGCUUAUUUCCAACCCAAGCGUGGAUAAAUGACAGGUCAGUCUGAAAAGAAUACAGUUUUGGAACCUUCAACCGUAUUCAAAUUUGUUUGUUCAGUCCAUCGGCACAUUAAGAAGUAGAAGAAGGAUACUAAGCUUCGCAGGAACAUCAGGCAAACACAACGGAUGCUGUGGAAAUGUCUUUGUUUAGCGAAGAGGCUAAACGAAAGUUGGAGUUAAAUUUGUUAAAUCAGCUUGCUAUGCCAUCCAGCUUAGAGCCCGGGCCUUCACAUGCAAACACAAGAUAUUUCAGUCCCUCUGACGUGUUCACGGUACUUUAUGGCACAAACACAGCACGGCAGGUCAGUAUGGACGAAGGUGGUACUUUCACUACAGCGCAACUCAGAACAGCGGACAGAGUUAAUUCAGCUUGUAAACUUUGUCAAACAAUACCACAUGGAGCGUGUCACAUGCACGAGCAACCCACUCAAUCGCUGACAGGCGGACGGCUCAGCUACGCUGUCAAGUCACUGCCACCAGAAUGUAAGCUAGGCGUCUCUAACUCAGCAGUGGAGGGGCACGGUGUAUACACUAACCAACCCAUCCCUACAGGUACAUGGAUUGGCCCCUUUGAAGGCAGACGAAUUCGUCCUUGUGACGUCACACAACACAUGGACACGUCGCACAUGUGGGAGGUGAGAUACAAGUCUUAAACGCUGUGUUUUUAAGUGGAUAGUUUUUACUGUGGUUGGUUCUUUCUCGAUCUGAAAGAUGAAAAAAUAUAUUCAUUUAUAGCCCUGACUAUUCUUUGUUUACAGCUUUCAAUUGCACUUCCAUAUUAUUCUUUCUUGAACUACGCAUUGUGUCGACUGAAAUUCCUUCAUAGUUUUGAAGUUUGAUUACUCUUGCAACGUUUUUUCAGUCAGUUAUCUCAUAAAAAUUAUGAUUGGGCAACCACUGUGCCUUGGUUUCAAGCGUACAUACAUACAUACAUACAU
Molecule: messenger RNA, 1090 nt
Organism: Orbicella faveolata
Lineage: Eukaryota; Metazoa; Cnidaria; Anthozoa; Scleractinia; Merulinidae
Product: putative histone-lysine N-methyltransferase PRDM6
Biological process (GO): regulation of gene expression
Cellular component (GO): nucleus
Molecular function (GO): protein binding
Source: RefSeq, a predicted model, not a curated record